GUUGCUAGUGGGCCUUUAUGUGCUACAGACCCGCUGGGGCUCCUGCGAGUGCCAAUCCAAGAAGUUCGCAAGCAUCUGGCCGCACUGCCUGACAAACGCCACCAGCCUCACGUCCUUCGGCAUCAACCCGCGCUUCCUCUCCACCUCUGACCUCUACGACCCCAUUGUGGCCGCCGCCAACCAGACAGGCCUUGAGAAUUCCACCCUCAGCUCUGCUCCUCUCUUCAACGACGAAGGGCUCCCUUAUGGCUUCGUUCCCCCCAUGGACGGGCUUGAGUCCUAUCCGCUGAUAUUCGACAUCAAUCUGCACCGAGUGGCGGCCACCAAGCGACUGCAGUACCUGGUGGACGGAUUCUAUUUCGACAACCUCACCAAGUCCAUUGAGUUUGCGCUCAUCACUUAUAACGCGGAUGUCAACAUGUUUGUCCUCUCCAAGAUCCACAUAGAGGUGGACGUUGGGGGCAAGCUGGGUUACUCCUACCGGCUGGUGCCAAUCCCAGUGGAGCCCUACUCGUCCGCGUCCUCCUACGCUCAGAUGGUCCUCGAGAUCAUCUACGUGGUGUGUGUCGCAUACAACCUGCUGGAGGAGGUCAACGAGAUGUUCCAGACUUAUCGCCACUCGGGCAGCUUCCUCCAUCAUUUUCGCCAGUUUGGCAACUGGAUUGACCUGCUCUCGCUCUCCAUUCAAGUCUGGGGUAUUGUUGUCUGGAUCAUCAUGGUGCAGCAGCUCUCGCCUCUCUCCGACAUCAGCGUGCGCUACAACGUGUACACAUCCCUCGACGACACGACAUCGCAAUUCUGGGCGGUCAACACGACGAAUGGCGGCUUUGAGAGGGCGAUGCAGGUGUAUCGCACCAUGGAUGACAUCAUUCAGCUGCGCUCCUUCUACUUUGCUAUCCAAGGAAUCAAUGUGUUCCUAAUGGUGCAGCGCCUGCUCAAGCUGAUGGACUUCCAACCCCGCAUCGGCAUAAUCACGCGCACCAUGGCAGCAGCGCUGCCGGCCAUCCUGCACUUCUUCCUCGUCUUCGGAAUCAUCUUCCUCGGAUUCUCCUUCUAUGGCUACCUCGUCUUCGGCCGAACGCUCGCGCAGUUCCGCACCAUCCCCAACGCCAUGCUCUCCUGCUUCUUCAUGCUCAUUCAAGACAACUCCACCGCGUAUUACUACGCGAUGCUGGAGGGUUGGGAGCGGUUGGCAGCGUUUGUCUUCUGGCUGUCGUUUAUUGUCAUCAUGGUGUUUAUUCUGAUGAAUGUCGUGAUUGCUAUAGUGGUCGAUGCGUUCAUGGAUGUUAAGGAGGCGGCUCAGGAGGAGACGGCACUGCCAAUUGAUAUCUGGAUUCUGCUGCGGAACCUCUGGCAGCGGAUAUGCACGCCGUACUGGAGUCUGAGGAAGCUGAGGCACCACCUGCUGUUCCUGGGAACGCACGAGAAGACCCGAGAGGAGGAGGAGGCACUAGCAACGCAGCGCAAGUCAGCACUCGCAGAGGUGGCGGGGAUGGUGCGAAAGGGGUGCUUCAUGUCCAAGCAGGAGCGCGAGACACUGCGGCGGAUCCACCAGACAAAGAGGGUGGUGGACGUGGGAAUUGACAAGAUGGACAUAAUGUCUCUUUACGCUCUUAUGAACCGCACCUACGAACGCAAGAUGGCCUCGAUGAGUCCCACCAAGGCAGCCAGCAAGGCCCAUCAGGUCGACCCGGUAACCAUAGCCGAAUCAGUCAUGGGGCAAUUCGGGGAGGACGUGGAAGUAGCUCUCUUAGGAGAAAAGCCCAAGAAGGGCAAGAGUGGGGAAAUGUCUCACAUCAAACGAUCUCUACAGCGAUUAGAAGAGAAUGCGGAUGAGACUGCAUACGUGCUGCUGCAGGUGCAAGAGUCGUUGGAGAAAAUGAGGCAGGAGCAGGAGGAGAUGCAGCAGCAGCAGCAGCUGAUGCUGCUAAGAGGGUCUGGGAAGGAGAGGCGGCCAGAGUUGGGGCAGUUUCCUCGAUCCAUUUCGGGCAUGAAAGGAAGCCUCUCCUUUGAGCAGCUCGCUCCCACCUCCCCCACACGCACCCCCACGCUCCACACCAACAGCCUGCCGAGUCCUAUCAUACCUGGGUUUAUGAGCAGGAGGAGGACAGACAGCGCGUUGCUACCCGGCAGCUGGCAGCACACUCACAUGGCGGGUCUUACUGGUGGGUUGAGCUUCAGUGACGGUAUGCGUGGGGGAGGUGGAGGAGGGGGAGGUGGGGGAGGGGGAGGGGGAGGGGAGGGGAUAGGUGGGCUGAGUCCUAUUGCGAGUGUCGCCAGUGGGUAUACGGGGAUCAUGGGGAAUGGGGGGAUGAUGAGUCCGGUAGGGUCUCAUAGCAUGGGGGCGGGGUGGGCAGGGCAUGGGGCAGCAUCGGGCAGAAUGGGAGGGGAGUUUGGGAAUCCGGGCAGUUCUGGAAACCCAGGUAGGCAGAGGCGGGCCCGAACGGCCCAUAUGAAGUCCUUUGGAGGAGAUGAGCCAAGUAUUCUUGAUGCUGUGGCUAAGCUUGGUGGGGGGUUGGGGCGGAUGGGCGGCGAGGAUGUGGGGAACACGAGCGGGCGGCACCGGCCGGCUGGUUUCGGCAGCAUGCCGAGAGGGGCGGCGGAGGAUAUGGGCAUGAGAAGGAAAAUGGUGGAUUUCCCUUCUAUGGGAGGAGGGAUUGGUGGGGGUUGGGGAAUGGGUGGUGAGGAUGUGGGGAAUAUCAGCGGGCGGCGAAGAGCGUUAGAGUAUGGGUCAAUGAGACGAGGAAUGCCGGGCGGCGGUAUGGCCGGAGCGGGAAUGGCGUCUCCUUACCGGGGCGGCGGGUUCUUAGGCUCGGGAACGGCUGGGUUUGCUCAGCCUCGGUCGAUAAUGCCAGAUGGUGGGUUCGGAAACCGCAAGUUCGGGGAAGGCAUGGGGGCGGGAAGUAGGAGGAUGGUGGGAGGGGAGAAGCAAGGGAGUAGGGCUUCGGCCUUGCUGGCAGAGCUUCAGGCUGCCCGGGCGGCGGGAGGGGCGGGGAGUUGGACAAGGAUUCAUGAAGGGGAGGUGAAGAGAGUGCAGGUGAAAGGACUGCUGCAAAGAGAGGGCGGUGGCGAUCUUCGCACGACGACGUUUUCGCCGGAAGGCCGGCUGUUCCAGGUGGAGUAUGCAAUGGAGGCCAUCAGCCAUGCGGGGUCGGCCAUAGGCAUUCUGGCGACGGACGGCGUGGUGCUGGCAGCGGAGAAGCGCAUCACGUCGAAGCUGCUGGAGAGCAGCAAGACGAACGAGAAGAUGUAUCGAAUUGAUGACCACGUCGCUGCUGCUGUUGCUGGGAUCACCGCCGACGCCAAUAUCCUCGUCAAUUCCGCUCGGCUGGCCGCCCAGCGCUACACAUACGCCUAUCAGGAGCCUAUUCCCAUGGAGCAGCUGGUGCAGUCCCUGUGCGACACCAAGCAGGGCUACACGCAGUUUGGUGGUCUGCGUCCGUUUGGCGUCUCCUUCCUCUUUGCAGGGUGGGACAAGCAUCAUCAGUUCCAGCUGUACCACUCAGAUCCCUCAGGGAACUAUGGCGGGUGGCGGGCGUGUGCCAUAGGAGCCAAUCACGGUGCAGCACAGUCGCUGCUGAAGCAAGAGUACAAGGAGGAGAAGGGGCCGGGAGGGGAGGCGAUUCCAGGGAUGGACCUGGAAGGGGCAGUGCAGCUGGCGCUGAAGGUGCUGAGUAAGACCAUGGACAGCACGAGCCUGAGUGCAGAGAAGAUUGAACUGGCUAAAGUGUGCCUCGAGGAUGGCCAAGUCAGGUACCGUGUGUUUGGGGCAAAGGAGAUUGAUGAGUUGCUUCUGAAGUAUGAAAUGGCUCAACCCAAGGAGGAGGAGAGAUGA
Messenger RNA from Closterium sp. Naga37s-1, 3835 nucleotides. NCBI's taxonomy places the organism in Eukaryota, Viridiplantae, Streptophyta, Zygnematophyceae, Desmidiales, Closteriaceae. The record is from the annotation of a GenBank genome assembly.